AAGAGAUUAAGAGAAGAAGAGGAAGCACCUAAACAUCUCACAGUGUAGGAGGAGGAGGAGGAGACACAUCCAUCUGAAGCUGUCUCAGAGGGGGGGUCACACUGAGGUGAGUCCCCCCACCCAGAUCAACGGGCUGAGGAAGGAGGGCUCUCCUGAUCUCCUCUGCCUCAUGUUGAGCAGAGUCUCAGCAGCAGGGAUUAAAUAAACAGCUGAUACCAUUCGUCUCAUGCUGACGUUAAGAGCAGCUCUGAAACAUCUGGAAACAUCUGGAAACAUCUGCUCUGCUCCAGACUAAACACAAGAAUGGAGGGAGGUUUACUUUGUUUGAUAAAAUCACAGAGACCCUGACUGACAGGUGAGAAGAACCUGGAUUACAGAUUCUACACAAACAUCUGCAUCAUCUACAGGAACAUCUGUUUCAUCCACAGGAACAUCUGUAUCAUCUCCUAUAUGAACAUCUGUAUCAUCUCCUAUAUGAACAUCUGCAUCAUCAUCUACAGGAACAUCUGCAUCAUCUCCUACAGGAACAUCUGCAUCAUCUCCUAUAUGAACAUCUGCAUCAUCUCCUACAGGAACAUCUGCAUCAUCUCCUAUAUGAACAUCUGCAUCAUCUCCUAUAUGAACAUCUGCAUCAUCUCCUACAGGAACAUCUGCAUCAUCUCCUACAGGAACAUCUGCAUCAUCUCCUACAGGAACAUCUCCUACAGGAACAUCUGCAUCAUCUCCUACAGGAACAUCUCCUACAGGAACAUCUGCAUCAUCUGUUACAGGAACAUCUGCAUCAUCUGCUACAGGAACAUCUGCAUCAUCUGCUACAGGAACAUCUGCAUCAUCUGCUACAGGAACAUCUGCAUCAUCUCCUACAGGAACAUCUGCAUCAUCUCCUACAUGAACAUCUGCAUCAUCUCCUACAUGAUCAUCUACAUCAUCUGCUACAGGAACAUCUGCAUCAUCUCCUACAGGAACAUCUGCAUCAUCUCCUACAGGAACAUCUGCAUCAUCUCCUACAGGAACAUCUGCAUCAUCUCCUACAGGAACAUCUGCAUCAUCUCCUACAGGAACAUCUGCAUCAUCUCCUACAGGAACAUCUGCAUCAUCUCCUACAGGAACAUCUCCUACAGGAACAUCUGCAUCAUCUCCUACAGGAACAUCUAAAGAAACAUCUGCAUCAUCUCCUACAGGAACAUCUGUAUCAUCCCUUCGUUCUGAACAGGUCACAUUGAUCUUCUCGGCUGUGAUGAGGUCAA
Austrofundulus limnaeus is the source of this 1247-nucleotide messenger RNA. RefSeq lists its product as uncharacterized. The coding region runs from base 451 to 1155 and encodes 234 amino acids. The record is from RefSeq and is a predicted model, not a curated record. The transcript is spliced from 2 exons. NCBI's taxonomy places the organism in Eukaryota, Metazoa, Chordata, Actinopteri, Cyprinodontiformes, Rivulidae.